AUGUCGGCCACUUACAACCCCGAUGCCACCCUUGAUGAUGCAACUUGGGUGGCAGUCUUGCUGAGUGAACGAGAUGUCGCCGGCCAAAUUCCUAUCAACUUCGUCACCAACCCAGCUGUGUCAUUAUCCUCGGCAUGUUUUGGGAAUGGUCUUUACUCUCGAGACAAUGCAAUUAAUUGCAUCUCCAAUCUACUCGCUGUGGGUUUCCGCCGACUUGCACUCGAUUUAUACUGGUCCGUGGAACGCCGGUCAUGGUCCUUUUGUCCCGUCACCAUCCCCACUAGCGCAGACGUUUUUGUUUCAGAGGUGGAGGUGACAUUGACGACCGAGGGCCCCGAGUCAACAUCUACAAUCACAAAAAGUGAGCCGGCUACCUCGACUACCGAUGUAGAGUCACCGACCAUCACCGCGUACUCCGAUUCCGAUGGAGAGACAGUAUAUGAAUUAGGUCCAUAUAGAUGUACCGGUGACUUGGAUAUUAGCAUCAUAUCAGAUAUACUGGUCGGAUAUUUUCAAAGCACAAAACGGGAUUUACUAGUAUAUACCAACCAUCUCGUCUUGAAUCUCCAUGUGGCCGCCAGUGAUUCCUCCCCGACGAAGCCACACGCCGCCGUGAAGGGAAGCGACCUACCCAAAGGGCAAUCGGAACGGAUCGGUGCGCUAUUCAAUGCUGGCCUCUAUUCUUACCUCUAUAGUCCAGCGCAACUGGCUGAGGAUCGUAAGAACCUAAACGAGUCAUGGUAUGAAGUUGAAGAAAGCUAUAUGCCGAUCACGGAAUAUUUUACCAUUCAUGAGGACAAAUCGGGUCAACAGAGCACCCCGGAUGGAUGGCCCUCAGCGAAGUACAUCCAGCUUGCAAAAUCAGAUCGUGUUCUUAUUGAAUACGGCUCGGUGGCUCCGCAACUAGCCGACUAUAACUUGACCAAAGAUGGGGACGCUAUCUUUCCUCCAGGCUAUAUGACCUCGGCAGUCAAUGUGUCCACCACCACAAAUGGCACUAUGAAAUCCGGCUGUCUUUACAAACCUCAAGCAACAGAUGUGUCCCAGGCCAACUCAUCGUGGGCGAUGUCCAACAGCAUCCCCGUGCCUGCCGGCCUUUCUGCUGACAACACGAUGGUGUCAUUGAAUAACCUCAUAUCCGACAUCACAGCCUGCGGCAUGUCACCCAUGCUGAACAGCACCCUCUUUAGUGAAACUGCCGAUGCAGACAUCUCUCGCUAUCGCAACAUUUCCCUCGCAACCGGGUGGGCCUGGGCAGUCGGUGAGCCUGCAGGUGCCGGCACCGGCGGCGGCACAUCUGAUAUGCCCGCAUUUGAUCGAUGCGCAAUCACAGACCUCUCGCUCGGCGGCCGCUGGCGUGCCACCAACUGCAGCGAAGAACGCCGUGCGGCAUGUCGAGUUGGUAAUUCACCAUUUUCCUGGACUCUAUCCAAUUCCACUGCCGAAUACCGCGAAGUUGGCAACGGCUGCCCUUCCGGCUCUUCUUUUGCCGUUCCUCGCACUGGUCUUGAAAACCAUUACCUUUAUAAAUACCUCAUUGACCAAGAUAAAUCUAUCAUCGACCCGACUUCGACCGAUCUAUCCCGCCGCGAAAUCUACAUCAAUUUCAACUCAAUCGAUAUUACCUCCUGUUGGGUCUCUGGCGGCCCUGAUGCUCUCUGUCCUUACGCGUCUAAUCCGCAGCAACUGGAGCGCAAGGCAGUUCUCGUUGCCGUUGUUGCUGCGGUUAUUAUUUUGCUAGUUACCGCGUUGACGACGUUCAUCAAAUGUAAUGCGAACCGUCGUAACUCGCGCCGGCGGAAGCGUGUCAUUGAAGGAUGGGAAUACGAAGGUGUUCCUUCCUAA
Penicillium manginii is the source of this 1845-nucleotide messenger RNA. RefSeq names its product Lectin C-type domain protein. Bases 1 to 1845 code for a protein of 614 amino acids. The record is from RefSeq and is a predicted model, not a curated record. NCBI's taxonomy places the organism in Eukaryota, Fungi, Ascomycota, Eurotiomycetes, Eurotiales, Aspergillaceae. The transcript is spliced from 2 exons.